Molecule: messenger RNA, 7122 nt
Organism: Strongylocentrotus purpuratus (purple sea urchin)
Lineage: Eukaryota; Metazoa; Echinodermata; Echinoidea; Camarodonta; Strongylocentrotidae
Product: myotubularin-related protein 13
Exons: 41
Coding region: 315-6242 (1975 amino acids)
Source: RefSeq, a predicted model, not a curated record
UUGUUUUCCUGACAGCUCCACUGUGCAAGGGUCACCAUGUGGGUUUCGGGAAGAUCCUUCAAAGGUUUCCGGAGAAAGACUGGGAAGAUGUACCCUUCCAUCAGGGUCUCGAACUGUUUUGCCAGCCCGCAGGAUGGAGGAUUACCAGCAAGGCUCAACCACCGACCUAUCAUGUGUCCGUUCUGACGGACAUCGAGGCCAGACGCCACUACUGCGCCGUCCUGACCUUCAGCGAAAUCGUCAACACGACCCCGUCGCGACCCGACGACCUGGAGAAUGAUGAGGUGGACGGGGCAUUGAUACGACACACAGUCAUGUUCGCACCCAAGUGUCUUGCGCUCAUAUCGAGAUUGGAGUACUUUGAAACGUUGAAGAACUGCCUGGGUUUGAUGUACACUGUUUACGUCGAUAAUGUAGAAGUUGAGAUGGAGACACUGGUAGGAAACAUCCUUGGACAUGUCCAGGUUCCGCCCCCUGGAGGCCCACAGGUUCGAUUCUCGAUUGGAGCUGGUGACAGACAAGCGCUGCAGCCGCCCCUCAGUGAUUCCUUGCCCGUCUCAAGAUCAUCUGUGGCUCUCCUUGUACAGCAACUUGGUAUUCACAACAUCAUCACGCUCUUCUGCGCUGCCGUGACCGACCAGAAGAUCAUGUUUCACUGUCGGAGCUACACCAGACUAACCGAGGCAUGCGGAGCGCUAAUCUCACUACUCUUCCCACUGAAAUACAGUUAUGUCUAUAUACCAGUACUGCCUGCUGCACUGAUCGAGGUCCUGAGUACGCCCACUCCAUUCAUUAUGGGGAUACAUUCAGCACUAAAGGAGGAAGCUACUGAAUUGCUUGAUGUAAUAGUUGCUGAUCUAGACGGGGGCUACCUGUCGAUACCAGAAUGUGUGAAUCUACUGCUGCCAGCGGACGUAAUAUAUGAGAGAAUCAACUAUGAACUUACUAUGGUGCUGAGACCUGAUCUGAAGAUAGCAGACCAAGCGUUCCCGUUGAGUUCGGACACGCCGUCUAAACCAGAACUCCUUGACAAGGAGAUACGUGCAAUCUUCCUGCGUCUGAUCGCUGAGCUGCUGCUAGGAUACAGGACCUGUCUCACCAUCAUUAGGAUCCACCCUAGCCCUGUCAUUACGUUCAACAAGGGUAUGUUUUUGUUCCAGCAUGGGUUAUUAGGAGAUGAAUUCUUGAGCAAGUUUCUGGACGGUAUGAGCUUCGGGGCAUUCGUCAGCGAGAGAGGGCCUCCUUACAGACCAUGUGAUCUCUUUGAUAAGUUGAACGCGAUGCUUCCAGAGACAUUUGCUACGGAGGAGGGACAGCCUGAGAGGAUGCUUAAGAACAUCAGGGACGUCGCAGAGAGGCUCUAUGUCAAUGAGAACCCAUCUAUAUUGUCUAUGUCUACAGAGGAGAAUCCAACCAAGGCGCAGUAUCUUCAGAAGAUCCCCAAGCCUUCCGAUGGCACCUACACACGCAUCAACGAGUAUCCGUUCCCGAGCCUGAGCAACGACAAAAUUAUCGAUGUGAUAGAUGAUGGUCUUGCAAAAGCAAUCAUGCAGAGUAUGAACCCAAACCUGAACAAACCCCGCAAUCAGAAGCAGCAGAUAGUACCCUACAACGCGUCCAUCGGUAACUUCGAAGGCCACAGGAACCUCGUCAACAACAGCGCCAGGAGACUGGAGGUUCUGAGGACCUGCAUCAACUUCAUCUUUGAGAACAAGAUCCUGGAUGCAAGGAGGUUGUUCCCAGCAGUGAUGCGGUCCCUGAAGAGCAGGGUUGCUAGGCAAGCUCUUCUUCAUGAACUGGAGCUGCAUGUCAACAAGAACCGAGCGAUGCUGGAGCCACAGCAGUUUAGCAUGGUCGUCAGGCUCAUCAAUGCAGCCCUACAGGAAGAUUCUCAUAGCGAGGAGUUCAGUCUGAGCAUGGACUUCCUACCCCUCAUAUCAGCGUUCUGUCGGAAACUGUGUCCUGGAAUCAUCCAGUUUGCGUACACGGUCACCCAGGAUCAUCCUGUCUUUGCAAGCCACGCAUUCUGGGAGACGGCAUUCUAUGCCGACGUGGAGAAGAACAUCCAGAGUCUCUAUGUCACUCCAGACAACACACCUACCUAUGAGAAGAAAGAUGUCAGUCAGAGCUUCAACGACGCCUUCGCGGCCGGCCCCGAUGCCUCCGGUUCCUCGGCCUCUAGCGCAGCAGCCAACGGCCUCAUCACCUCCGCCGAGCGCAGCCCACUGGACAUCGCUGCAGAGCAGCUCCGCCUCCAGCCCAACAUGAACCACGACGCGAGGGAAGAGGCGAAGAGUAACGAGGAGAGCAUCGUGUACAGUCAGGCGGUGCACUAUGCUAACAGGAUGGUGUGUAUGAGGGUGCCACUGGACGCCCAUAGAGGCCUGAAGAACUCUAUCACGCUGGAGGGGGAUAGUGGCGGUAGCAGCAAUAUCACCGGAAGUGUUGGUGGUAGUGAUAGCUAUAACGCCGAGGACCAUUAUGGUGAGAGUGAUCCUAAGGACGUAGCUACCAGGGUGAUCAAGUUCAUCUCAAGGUUCGUUGACAAGGUCUGCACCGAGGCAGGCGUCUCACAUGAACACCUCAAGAACCUCCACGGUCUUAUACCAGGGCUAGUAGCAAUGCAUAUAGAGACAUUAGAUGCGGUCAACAGGGAAAGCAAGAGAUUACCACCCAUUCAAAAGCCUAAGAUCCUGAAACCCACUUUCUUGCCCGGUGAAGAGAAGGUCAUGGAGGGCCUCAGAGGCUACCUGGUGCUGGACGGCAGGGAAGAAGGUCAAGGAGGGGUCAUGGGCGGACCUACACUCCUACCAGCAGAGGGCGCUGUCUUCCUCACGACCUAUCGCAUCAUCUUCAAGGGCACACCCAUUGAUAUGCAAGCUUGUGAGCAAGUGGUCACGAGAAGUUUCCCUGUCUCCGCGCUUGUUAAGGAGAAGAAGAUUAACGUGACGAACAUUGGCAAUACCUUCCACUUAGAUCAGUUCUUACCUGAGGGCAUUCAGCUCCGAUCAAACACUUUUCAGUUAAUGAAGAUUGUGUUUGAUGCGGAGGUGAGUCUGGAGAGGCUGGAGACGUUCCGUAAGAUGUGCAACAAGCUCCGGUAUCCUCAGAGCAUCUUCCAUACCUUCGCCUACCCUCGCCAUCUCAUCUCACCAGCACUCUCCACCCAGAUGAAGCACAAGGAGAAGAGUGCGACCUUGAGAAAAUUUGCCACAAAAACAUUCCUGCGUGGCGGCAAGAAGUCCAGCAAGAUGUCCACCCGCAAGGACAAGUACGUCCUCCCUCCAGGGGGCAGCGGGAGGACCAUGCCUCUGGCCUCGUCCACGAUGCUGAAGGAAGAUCUGCUGACCGCUAGCAUGGAGAGCGUCAGAACGGACAGUCGUCCAGGGAGCCUUAUGUUCGACGAGGAUGAGCUUUCAAACGUAGACCUGUCUUCGUUCCUCACCUUGGAGCGGGGUCAAGGCUUCGAAGAUCAACCCACCCAAGUUAUAGACGAGGUUGAUAGUACGACGACCCUGAAGCCGACAAGUGACAUGCUGACCGUCGAGAAGCUGGCCGAGAGACAGUAUGUGCAAGACUAUACGAGGCUAGGACUAGGUCUGCUAGGGAAUGGAGCAAUAUCCAGACCGAGAGUGGGCGAUAUGUUUAAGAUAUCAGAAGUCAACAGCAAGUUUGAAGUUUCAAGAAGUUACCCGGCAUUAAUAGUGGUACCCUCGGUGCUGAGCGACGACAGCAUACGCCGCCUUGCCAAGUGUCACCGGCACGGCAGGUUACCUGCCAUCACGUGGCGCCACCAGAGGACGAAAGGGCUUCUGAUCCGGUCCAGUGGGUUCCACGGCAAGGGAGUGAUGGGCAUGAUCAAGAGUGCACAAACACAGGGUUCAAGUACAAGCGAGUCGUCAGGUUCGAGUAAGAGCCUGGAACAAGAGAAAUACCUCUCUGCCAUCGUGCUGAACACCCCUUAUGGCAGCGCCCACAAGAGCGAUUCCCUCGUCAGUCUGAACUCUAUCCUCCCCCCUACCAACAGUGGAGAGACCCCGGACGGCACACCCACCAUCAGUCCACGCAAGGGAACGCAUGGGACCGGUACACUUCUACAGAGGGGGUUUCUUCGGUCCAGUGGAGGGCAGAAGGCAUACACGGGAAAACCAGGAAUAUUUGAUAUUGGUGUUGCAACCCUCAGAAGAGGCAAUACGUUGAAGGGCGGCGGCCGCUUGAUGAUGGGAGCUUCGGGCCACACCCAAUUGGGCGGUGGCGUUUCUCCUGCCAUCUCUAAAAAACACCUUACUCUUGGCUCUCGCACAUCAGCGACCCGGAACGGCUCUGUCACGGAGCAGGACCUGGCCAUGCCCAGGAAGCAGGAGGCGAGGAAGGCUGCCCUCUAUGUCUUCGGAGAGAAAUCCCAACUGAGGAACUUCAAAUCGGACCAGAACUCCAAAUGUGACUUCAUUCCUUACGACUACUAUGAGACGAGGCACAUCAAGGCUAGCUUUAAGAAACUGAUGAAGGCUUGUCUCCCGAGCAACCCCAUGACCGACCCAGAGAUGGGCUUCCACAAGAUGGUCGGAGAGUCAGAGUGGUUGUUACAGAUCCAGAACAUCAUGCAGCUAGCAGGAGCAGCGGUAGAUCUGAUAGAUCUCCAAGGCUCGUCUGUAUGGCUAAGCUUUGAAGACGGCUGGGACUUCACCACCCAGGUGAGUGCACUUGCCCAGCUUCUGAUGGACCCCUACUACCGUACACUGGCUGGCUUCAAGGUCCUGGUGGACAAGGAAUGGCUCGCCUUUGGUCAUCGAUUCACUCACCGCACCAACCAGACCAUUACCCAUCAGACCAGCGGCUUCGCUCCUGUCUUUCUACAGUUCCUGGACUGCGUGCACCAGGUUCAUUCCCAGUUCCCUCUCUCGUUUGAAUUCAACCAGUACUUUCUCAAGACGAUAGCUUAUCACUACGUAUCCAACCGCUUUCAGACAUUCAUGUGGGAUUCAGACUAUGAAAGAUAUCAAGCAGCAACCCAAGUGUACGAGGAGAGAAGACCGUCAAGGAUCGACGAGAGCGGAGACAGCGACAGCGAGACGCCCAGCCCACCCCUCAAGUCACUCUGGGACUACAUGGACAAGUACCACCCCCGGUCGCCAAUCUUCUAUAACUUCCAGUUCGCCCCGCACACAACCGUAAAUGAUGUCCUGAGACCAUACACCAACACCUCCAGUCUCAUCAUCUGGGACUACUUCCUCAAGGAGAACCUCUACGGUGGGCCAUCCUACGAUCGGGAACUCUUUGAGUCAGCGACCAAUGAGGACAACGAACAACCCCUGGAGCAGACGGACAGAAGGACGGUCAACGCGAGCUAUGAUGAUGUGUCGCACGCAGAACCCGAUAUCCACAGGUGGCUCCUAGAAGAGAUAAGGCAGUUGGAGUCUGACCUCGGGAAGCCGCACAAGAACUGGAAGCAUCUGUUAGAGCACAUGGAGGCAAGGUUUGUGACGAGGAGAAAGAGAACGUCUCAAGCCACUGAGGAAGCGAGGGUUCAAAGCAUGACGGCGCACAAGAAAACCACCAUUGAUAUUCUUGUCAGGGGCAAGAACAUUGGGGAGCCGCCGACGAAAGGGUUCAACUUUCCGCAUCACUUUGAGCCGUGUAGCUACAUGACACCAACUAGCUGUGACUUCUGCAAUCAGAUGCUCUUUGGGGUCGUCAAACAAGGAUGUACAGGUAUGAAGUGUUCAGACUGUGGGUACAACGUCCACGAGAAGUGCGUCCCUCAGGUCCCGAAGCAGUGCUCGAGGCGGGGCUCCACCAAGGAAAGCUCCGCCCCUACCAGGCAGGUUGCUAAGGAAGACUCUAACCCCGCCCACACCCCGACAACGGACAAUGUUCGCUCUUUCACACAGGGUUACGAGCAGUUCAACAACCUGAUUGACGAGACAAGGUCACACGAAGGUCAUCUCUAUAAGAGAGGAGCGAGACUCAAGGGAUGGAAGCAGAGAUGGUUCGUACUCGACUCACAGAAGCAUCAGUUGAGGUACUACGAAGCCCGGAACGACCCUCACUGUAAAGGAUUCAUUGAUCUGAAGGAGGUGGAGUCUGUUCAGCCGGCGUUUGCCAACCCCUCGGCACCCAAGAAAGUAGAGGACAACGCGUUCUUUGAUCUGAAAACCACAAAGAGAGUGUACAACUUUAUAGCAGACACUAAAGUAGCAGCUGAAGAAUGGAUUAGUAAAAUUCAAGACUGUUUAUCAUGAUACCAGACUAAGCAAUACAUCCACAUGUAUGUGUAGGACCCAUGGACUUUGUAGCGAGAUGGGAUUGUUCACCAGUCUCUUUGAAACCUGGUCAAGAGUUGGACUCUGAUUGUCAUGAUUAAGAGACUCUGAUGGUUGUGUGGUUUAUAUUGAAAGGUGAUGCACUUAGAGAGGAUGGUUUACCAGUCUCUGUGAACUAGGAAAAAGAGAGUGGACUCUCUUAGUCAUGAUAAACAUUGUGGUGGAAGCGUAAUACUAAUAUGUGAUGCAAUGAGAAAUGAUCUGUUACCAUUCUCUUUGAACCAUGGAAAGAGAGUGGACUCUGUUUGUCAUAAUAACCUGAGCCUGAUGGAAGUGUAAUACUCAAAGUUGAUGCCUUGAGAAAUGUUUUGUUACCAGUCUCUGUUAACUAUAAUGAAGAGAGUGGACUCUGAUUUACUUGCUAAACAAAAUUCUGAUUGAAAUGGAACAUACAUUGUAGGCUGCUGAUGCAUUUAGAAAGGAUAAUCUACCAGUCUGUGGAGUUCAUUAUGAAGAGGCUUCUCAACAGAGUGGUUAGAAUCAAUAUCAUAUAUUGUAGCUAUGAGUGCAUUGAACUAAGUUACAUGUACUUGAAGAGAGAUUGCAACAUUCUCCUUUUGUUUUAAUUGGUAUUAAACGAGUGAUACAAAGAGAUUUCUACAGUGACUUGAUAACAAUUGUGAGAGAUAGAGCAUCUUCUUAUAUCUCUAUGCUCAGUUCUGAAAUAUGCUAUUGUUUUAACAUUUCGUUUGCUUCCUUUGCCUCUCUGCACAGUCUCUUUGUGUGCCAAACAUGCAAUUUUGCACAAAAACAAAUAAACAAUAGACAUCUAUUGACAGAAGAUUUCCUUUGAGCAACA